Molecule: messenger RNA, 1785 nt
Organism: Mugil cephalus (flathead mullet)
Lineage: Eukaryota; Metazoa; Chordata; Actinopteri; Mugiliformes; Mugilidae
Product: spindlin-Z-like
Exons: 5
Coding region: 135-854 (239 amino acids)
Biological process (GO): gamete generation
Source: RefSeq, a predicted model, not a curated record
GUUCUUCCUGGUAGUUGUAGUUCGUAGGUGAGAUUCGUUUCCGUGUAUCUAGCCUACGUUAGGUGGAGGAAUCUGCUCUGCAAAGACAAACACAUGUGAAAUUAUUGAUCAGGAUUGAGUGAAUUUAUGGAAACAUGUCAAAGAAACGGGGCAGGAAGCGUAGCAGUGGGGAGCUGAGUGAGAGCUCAGCGUCGACCCUGAGCCCGGACCCUGACAACCUUCUGGGCCGCAGGAUUCAGCACACCUGGAGGGAGAAGGGCAACGUGACCAAGUGGAAAGGCACCGUCCUGGAGCGCCUGACCGUCAACAGCUCCCUCUACAUGGUCAAAUACGACGGCUUCGAUUGUGUCUAUGGCAUCGAGCUCUUCAAAGACAGCCGGGUAUCCAACCUGCAGGUCCUGUCAGAGAAAGUUGUGAACAAUAAAAUUAAGGUGCCUCCUGGGGCGGAGGAGCUGGUGGGUCGAGCGGUCGAACAUCUGUUUGAGAAGGAGGACGGGGAGAAAAACGAGUGGCGGGGCAUGGUGCUGUCACGAGCCCCCAUCAUGACCCACUGGUAUUACAUCACCUAUGAGAAGGACCCCGUGCUGUAUAUGUACCAGCUGUGGGACGACUACAAGGACGGAGACCUGCGUGUCCUACCAGAGUCAGAGAAUAAACAUCUGCUGCCAGCAGACAGGAAGCCCGGGGAGGAGCCAGAGAGCCUCGUGGGUAAACAGGUGGAGUACGUCACAGAUAACGGUCUGAAGAGGACGGGCUUGGUCAUCUACCAGGUCCCAGCGAAGCCCACUGUAUACUACAUAAAAUAUGAUGAUGACGUUCACAUCCACGUUUACGAUCUGGUGAAGACCACCUAGUACUGACUGUCUGCGUUCAUCUUCAACUAACGGCUCAUGUUUGUUCCAACCAGGCGUUACAUAAAGUGUUAAAGAGUCUAACUUUUCUCCUUCGGGAGGCGAUGGGCCGGAAGUCAAAAGCCCUAGGCUGUUUUUUGUUUUUUUUGUUUUUUUGUCUCUCUUUUUAUUUUUAUUUUUUGGCCUCCUGGGCCUCCCUUCCAUUCUCGCAUUACAAGAAAUCCCAGCUUACGAUUCAAAGUCUUAAGUUGAACUUAUUGUAUAACUAAUAAGUCCUCUCUAGUGUAAAUAAGUCAAGCCGCUUGUAUAGCCCAGCAGAUGAAAUGGAGCUUUACAUUUGUUUUGAUUCACUCACACUUGUAUAGUGCAACUAUCAAACUCCCAGUUCCUAAUUUUUGUAAGCAAGACUUCAAACUAAGAGAACUCAGCUUUCUUACCUAUACCUCUGUGCGUUACUCUCAUUUCACUUUUAUAUGCCUGUGUUAUUUAUUUCAUCUGGAAUAUGUGGCUCUGCUGCUGGUAUCAACUCAAAAACUCUACUGUGCUUUCUGUGUGUCCCUGAGGAGGGCUCAGUUCGUUCAAUAUUCAUUUGAUCUGAUUUUGUCAUCACAGUGCAUAGUGAAUAGGCAUCAGUGAGACUUGACCGCGUCUCACAUCAUGGGUAGUAACAUGCAUUUCUGUUUCAUUUCAUCGCGUGAAGUUUUCUACGUUCUAAUAAUAUAUCAGAAAUACUGAUGUUGAUGUCGAGUUGUUUCAGACGGUGUUUGUGUAACACACUAUUUAUGUAGUUGAAAAUUGGCUACCAACAUUGGUUAGUGUUUUGGACCGAGGUCCUGAAUUUUUGCCAAAAAAUGAAUGGAAUAUUGUUCAUUGUGACCCUGAAUAUGUUUUGUUCUGUAAAUAUAAUAAGACAUUUUUAUGAACGUAAAACAAA